AUGGCCAUCUUCAACACCCCCGACGCCUCAGUCGGCGCUCAGCAGCCGCCAAACGCGCCGGCCGUGGACAUUGAAGCAUGGACCGAGCAGGCCGUGCAAGCUCUGGCCACGGUGACGAUAUCCGCCGCUUCCCCCCUCCGCGGCACAUCCGCUCUUGAGAUCCCCCUCGACGACCACACCCACAAGCCCGAAGCCGGCGCCACGCCCGUCAAAGCCGCCGCGGCAGUGCGAUCGGGCUAUCCGCGCCGCGAGCCCCUCAGACGGGACAGCUUGAAGAGACGGGAGGCGCUGCUGAAGGGGAAGGAGGGGAGUCGGCGGAGGCAGCGGUGGGAGAAUGACCGGCUCCUGAGCAAUCCCCACGCGCAGCCGCCGCUGCCGAGCGACUGGGAGGUCCGCCCCACGUAUCCGGUGCACGCUGUGCCGUACUUCCUCGCGCCGCUUUGGGACGCCGAGAUGGAGGCUAGGAGUGCUGCGAGGAAGACCAAGGGCCGACAAGCUGUGAAGCGGACGGGCGGCAAGGAAGAAGAGGCCGCUGCGAAGGUGCCAAAGGAGAUUAGAGAGAAGCUGAAGAGGGCUCGAGGCGCGAAAGGCUUGUUGCAGGAUCUGGAAGACGAAGUGCGCCGUUUCGUGGAGAGAUGGGAGGAGAAGCAGAAGACGAUGGACCAGGAUGGCAUGGUUGAGCCGGACUCGGAGGACGAGGAGAUCGUUUUCGUCGGUAGGAACGGCCAGAUGAGCGAUAUGCAGUCGCCCAGGAGCUCGAGAGAGCUGCUGCCAAAGGACAAGCUGGUGUUUGAUAGCUUGGCUGAUGAUCACGGUGCGAGCUUUGGACGCUGGCUUGUGCACUCUAUUGGCACUUACUACGGCCUCCGCACUUGGUCCGUGACGACCGGCAAUCCUGCGCGGCGAGAAGCGUACGUCGGCAUCAAGGACACUAGGCUUAGAGCUGGCCCGUCGAUUGGGAGCUCGUUGCCCCGCCCUUUGUAUUGCAUGGUGUAA
Molecule: messenger RNA, 996 nt
Organism: Coniosporium apollinis CBS 100218
Lineage: Eukaryota; Fungi; Ascomycota; Dothideomycetes
Exons: 3
Coding region: 1-996 (331 amino acids)
Molecular function (GO): nucleic acid binding
Source: RefSeq, a predicted model, not a curated record